This is a messenger RNA of Striga hermonthica, 1575 nucleotides long. The record is from the annotation of a GenBank genome assembly. NCBI's taxonomy places the organism in Eukaryota, Viridiplantae, Streptophyta, Magnoliopsida, Lamiales, Orobanchaceae.
AUGACUGCUCUGAUACCACUUGACUUUCAACGGACCUCAGCUACCAGCAAUCCAACGGGCGGCUAUGCAUACAGCCGCGCUGGCACAUCGAAUGGGGCGACAAAGAAGCAAGACCCAUGGCCUUUCACCCUAGUUCAGGGGCCUCCCGGGACUGGAAAGACCCACACGGUUUGGGGAAUGCUUAAUGUGAUCCAUCUCGUCCAGUAUCAGCACUACUACACUGCACUGCUAAAGAAACUGGCACCCGAAACCUACAAGCAGGCCAACAAUGAGAACUCUUCUUCGUUGGAUAAUGUGGCUGUUGGGUCAAUUGAUGAGGUCCUCCAGAGCAUGGAUCAGAAUCUAUUCCGAACCCUUCCGAAGCUGUGCCCGAAGCCGAGGAUGCUGGUUUGUGCUCCCUCGAACGCGGCAACUGACGAGCUGCUAGCGCGUGUUCUCGACCGUGGAUUUAUCGAUGGGGAGAUGAAGGUUUACCGGCCGGAUGUUGCUCGGGUGGGCGUGGAUUCCCAGAGCAGGGCAGCACAGGCGGUGUCUGUAGAACGAAGGACGGAGCAGCUUCUUAUGAAGAGCCGUGAUGAAGUUCACGGGUGGAUGCACAGCCUGAGAAUGCGCGAGAACCAAUUGGCCCAGCAAAUUGCUUGCCUUCAUAGAGAGCUGAAUGUUGCUGCCUUGAGCGGACGUGCUCAGGGGUCGGUGGGUGUGGACCCAGAUGUUCUCAUGGCCAGGGACCAGAACCGAGACGCGUUGCUUCAGAACCUGGCGGCCGUAGUUGAGAACAAGGACAAGAUACUGGUGGAGAUGUCGCGGCUGCUCAUCUUGGAAGGCAGGUUCCGUGCAGGUGCCAACUUUAAUCUGGAGGAUGCUCGUGCAAAUCUGGAGGUGAGUUUCGCGAAUGAGGCCAAAAUCGUUUUCACAACAGAGUCGAGCAGCGGUCGUAAGCUCUUCUCCCGUCUCACUCACGGCUUCGACAUGGUUGUGAUAGACGAGGCGGCUCAGGCCAGUGAGGUGGCCGUGCUUCCUCCGCUUUCUCUUGGUGCUGCCCGUUGCGUCCUUAUUGGGGAUCCACAGCAGCUCCCAGCCACUGUCAUUAGUAAGGCCGCCGGGACUUUAUUAUACAGCAGAAGCCUUUUCGAGAGGUUCCAGCAGGCCGGGUGCCCCACCAUGCUGCUGUGUGUGCAGUACAGGAUGCACCCUCAUAUACGUGAUUUUCCUUCAAGGUACUUCUACCAAGGCCGUCUUACAGACAGCGAGAGCGUCGUUAAUCUUCCGGACGAGCUUUAUUACAAAGAUUCUCUGCUCAGGCCCUAUGUCUUUUAUGAUAUUACCUGCGGUCGCGAAUCUCACUGUAGGGGUUCUGUUUCGUUCCAGAAUACACAGGAGGCACAGUUUUGUGUACGUUUGUUCGAGCACCUUCAAAGGACAGUCAAGUCAAAUAGGAUUGGGAAAGUGUCUGUUGGGAUAAUCACGUCGUACAAGCUGCAGUUGAAAUGCCUGCAACGGGAGUUCAAGGAUGUUUUGAAUUCCGACCAAGGGAAAGACAAUUAUAAUGUCGUGUGUGCGUGCAUCCAAUCAUAG